Messenger RNA from Salarias fasciatus (jewelled blenny), 748 nucleotides. RefSeq lists its product as uncharacterized. Lineage: Eukaryota; Metazoa; Chordata; Actinopteri; Blenniiformes; Blenniidae. The transcript is spliced from 4 exons. Bases 23 to 748 code for a protein of 241 amino acids. The record is from RefSeq and is a predicted model, not a curated record.
GCAGAGCUGGUCUUACCAGAAGAUGGCUACUGUCUCCACUGCAAGGACUUUGCUCUUUAUCUUGAUGUUGGGUGCAGGCUACAGUCGCCCCACCAAGAAAGGUUAUGUCAGCCAAGGCGGCGGUUCAAAUAUAAACCCUCAGGUGUAUGUGCCUACAAGCCCCGGCCCCUACGGUGGUUCAGGUCAUGGUGCUCCUUACUGGUUGGCGUACUCCCAGCCUGGCGUUGGGAGUGGACCAGCGCUGCCUUACGGCUCUCAAACUGGUGGUGUGUCCUUCCCUGUGUAUUCGGGAUAUGUGGGCGGCUACCCCGUGGGUCCAGUACAGCACAAUACAGGACCAGCUGCAACCCAUGAUGUGGACUGGUUCAAAGCAACAGGUCUCCCUCUUUCUGAUGUGGAAAGCUCUCAAUUGGCCAGAGGAGUUGAACCUCGAGCAAUGGGUGCAGGCGGCUUUAGGCCGCAUGGCCGCAGCCUUGGUCCUCACAGCCUGGCCGAUCCGGCGGGUCUGGGUUCAUUUUAUCAGCCCGGUGAAUUGUCCCAAUUGAAGAACACCUUUGAACAGGGACACUACGACACCGAAACAGAAACCGAAGGUCUCCAGCGCCAGCAGCCCGGUGUCUUUAACCACAGAUUGUAUCUGCCAGUGGCCUGUCAUUAUGGAUGGUGUAAACGACCCCUCCUUCCCCUGAUACCCAGGCCACAGAUGCCUCUACAACAGCAUGUUCCUCAAUGGCAAUAUGCAGGCUAG